This is a messenger RNA of Emericellopsis cladophorae, 261 nucleotides long. RefSeq lists its product as uncharacterized. Lineage: Eukaryota; Fungi; Ascomycota; Sordariomycetes; Hypocreales; Bionectriaceae. The transcript has a single exon. Bases 1 to 261 code for a protein of 86 amino acids. The record is from RefSeq and is a predicted model, not a curated record.
AUGGCCGUGGCCUAUGUGCUGCGUAUCUCCAAGCAGGUCCUCAAGAGCGUCAUGACAAUGGGCGAUGGGUGGAUUCGACGGAUCGCCAACAACCCUAUGGGGGAGCUGAACCAGAAGAUUGACAACCAGCGAUGUAAUUUGAAAAAGGGACGCGACUUUGCCCUGGCGGCGGAGCACAGGGCGAGCGGCAGCAAGGGCAAGGGCAAGGCGGAGGGUCAGGACGAGGAGGAGGAGGAAGAGGAAGAAGAAGAAGAGUUAUAG